Periconia digitata is the source of this 444-nucleotide messenger RNA. Lineage: Eukaryota; Fungi; Ascomycota; Dothideomycetes; Pleosporales; Periconiaceae. The record is from the annotation of a GenBank genome assembly.
CUCAACUUUCUAUUUCGCACAAUGUUUCACAUCCUUGAUAAUGCUGCGGUCAUCUCAAUGCCGUCGGGGGUGAUUCUGGCCCCAAUCGCUAUAACAGUUCUCUCAUUUUGUUUCGCGUACGCUCUGAGAGAAGGGACUGUCGGCAACAUUGUAAUAUCUUACUUUUUGAAUAACUACCUCCGCUGGCGCUACCCUAUCAACUCCACCGAUGGAUCUAUUGCCCUUCCGAGUGCGGUUUACAAGUUCCCCAAUGGACAAGGGAAUAUCGCAAAGUUUUUGGAUGGAGAGGAAGAGUCGCGAAGAUGGCAGGAGCAGCUAGGGCCAAUUUAUCGGAUAUGGGCUGGAUUCCAGUCGGAGGUUGUAUUAACACGGCCAGAUCAAGUACAAGCCGUAUUCAAAGACUCCCAUCAGCACUUGAAAGGCAAAUCCAUAAACUCUAGCUAG